AUCGACAACAUUCCCGACAACUGGAGCGUAGUUUCGAUUGGUCUUGGUGCAGAUAAGGCCGAUCUGAUCAUGUCUCGCUUGCAAGCAAAUAAGACUCCCCUGAUUUUGCGCCUGCCGCUCUCGCGCCAUAAUUCAAGAGAUAUGGAUGAAGAGACCUUCGAGUUUGAAGCGGCACGACAGGAGUUAGCAGACAUUGUCAAGACAAGCAAUGAUUCCGCGCAAGCAGCCAAGAAUAUCAUCGGUAAGCAAGCGAAGCUCGAGUGGUGGGAGCUUCGUAAGAGCCUUGACGAAAGAUUGAGAACGCUCCUUUUCAACAUGGAACGUUGUUGGCUGGGUGGCUUUCGUGGCCUCUUGGGAAGAUCAAAGCACGAUUCGGCAGCAUUUGACCAGUUCAAAUCGUCCUUUGCGAAGAUCAUGAUGACAUACGUGCCAUUUCGCAGCAACAGGUCAUUCGAUAUCGACACACGCAUCCUCGACUUGUUCGUUGACUUAGGCAGUAUCGACCAAGACGAGCUGUUGGAGCUACUCGAAGACCUACUCUACUUCAUUCUCGACAUCUACCAGUUCCAUGGCGAGUCGAUCGCUUAUGAUGAGAUUGACAUUGACAGGAUGACUGUUGAUAUUCAGACUGCAUUGAAUGCUUUCCACGAGCGAGCUGCACCUGCAGUUUCCGACGCCCACACAAUUCUCAUUUUGGACAAGGAGCUGAGCGAGUUCCCUUGGGAAUCAACCAAUUGUCUGCGCGGCUUGUCUGUUUCGCGGGUCCCGUCUCUCGCAGCGCUGAAAGGCAUGCUUGAUGCGCACGGGGCUCAGCCGCAAAGUAGCGCGGUCGGAGGUCGGUAUAUUCUGAAUCCAUCGCAAGAUUUGAAGCAAACCGAAGUUUUCUUUCAUGAACGCUUGCAAAGCUUGCCAGACUGGCAAGGCAUCACAAGCCGUGUGCCUGAGGAAGCCGAGGUGCUUGACUAUCUUGGUCAAGGGAGCAUCUACAUCUACUUUGGACACGGGGGCGGCGAGCAAUACGUUCGUGCCUCUAAACUGAAGCAGCUUCCGAAGACGGCCUUGGCAAUUUUGAUGGGCUGUAGCUCUGGUGCACUGAGAGAUCAAGGCCUGUAUGAUCGCUGGGGAACGCCCUACAACUACCUGGUGGCCGGGUCACCUUGUGUGCUAGCCAAUCUUUGGGACGUCACUGACAAGGAUAUCGAUCGGUUCAGCGAGAAAGUGCUGACCCUUUGGGGCCUAUUUGCUUCGACAGACUCGCAGCAGAGUCCAGUCAAGGGAAAGCGACGACAGGCUUUACAGAAACCGCAGGACUUUCAGGGCAUGUCUCUUCCCCUGGCAGUCUCGCAAAGCCGGGACGAGUGCGUCAUGCCAUACCUCAACGGCGCUGCUCCAGUUGUUUACGGACUCCCCGUGCAUUUG
Molecule: messenger RNA, 1419 nt
Organism: Protomyces lactucae-debilis
Lineage: Eukaryota; Fungi; Ascomycota; Taphrinomycetes; Taphrinales; Protomycetaceae
Product: peptidase family C50-domain-containing protein
Exons: 1
Biological process (GO): proteolysis; meiotic chromosome separation
Cellular component (GO): centrosome; mitotic spindle pole body; mitotic spindle
Molecular function (GO): cysteine-type endopeptidase activity
Source: RefSeq, a predicted model, not a curated record